AAUCCCCCAAUUUUUUCUUAUCAAAUCAAAUUAAUAAUAAUAACCCCGUAAAUUUAUUUAUUUUUCAUCAUCAUAAACAAAAAGAUUGGAAUUUUGGCGCAGAAUCCAGAAACCCAGAUCAAAACUGAUCCGAAAACCCAUCAAAUCAAUACUAACAAAACAAAACUCAGAUUUUCUGUUUUCCACACAACACAAUCAUAGAAGCUCCACAAUUAACGUUUAUUAUAACAUUCCAAAGUUUUUCGUGUUCCUAAUAGCUAACGUUGUAUUGUAUUGUUACAACCAUGAAGCUGUCACUGUACCAGAAUUGAAUAUCUUAAUCCCAAAACCAAAUAAAAUGCGGAGGGUACUUGGGAAGAUUACUGGGUUGUUCACCAAUCGAACUGUUGCUGGAGUGGACAAAGUUGGGAACAAAUAUUUCACCAAAAAUGAACAAAUUGAUGGCAUCAUGAAAGAGAAAAGAUGGGUGGUGUUUAAGGGAGAGCAUGAUCCUACCUCCAUUCCAGUUGAAUGGAUAUGUUGGCUCAAUGGGCAGCGUAAAAGGGCUCCAACUCCAGAGGAACAAAUAGAAUUGGAAGCAAGACGUGAACAAGUUAGACAGAAUGUUGCUCUUCUUAAGAAAGAAGAAGAGGAAAGGAAAGCCAACGAAGGAAAUAGAGUCAGACGUGUUGUCAGCACUGGAGUUGUUAGUGGUCCAGACUUAAACAGUUUUAUGCGGCAGUUUCCAGUUGCUUCCGAAGGUAACGGGGUUGAAGAAUCAUCUGGCACAAAGGAUGACUUGAGGAAUUUUCAAGAUAACAUAGAUAAGAAUGCAAAAGAUGAGCUUGAUUCUUCAGAACCAACUGGGUCAGGUGCAAGUUAUAGACCUGGAACAUGGCAACCUCCAACUUGAACUUUCAUAAAUCAUCACAAUUAAGGAAGGGUCUUGCUGACACAACAUUUGUUGAUUUUACCUCAUGCCCUAUUUCGAAAAGCCGUGCAUGAUGUUUUAUUUAUUGCCCUGGAAUUUUGGUAUAACUUAUGUGUUUGUGUGCUAAUUUCUCGGAAUUGUAAUUCAUUGAUUUGCAGUGCGUUUUGCCCUGCUGAGUAACCUAGUUCUUUCCAAAUAAUCUUUGUUUUGAUGCAUUGUGAUGUCUCAAAUCUAACAUUAAGAAAGGCAGGAUGUUAAUGUAAAUGUGUACUUUCGGGCGACCUUGCAAGUAAGGACUCUUGCCUGAGUCUGAUCUGUAAACCUGUAAUGCCACAGAAUUCCAAUCUAAGGUGCUGUCUUAGCUAUUUGUCUAUGAAAAUAUGGAAGGUAGUGUUAGAUUGUUA
Molecule: messenger RNA, 1314 nt
Organism: Trifolium pratense (red clover)
Lineage: Eukaryota; Viridiplantae; Streptophyta; Magnoliopsida; Fabales; Fabaceae
Exons: 9
Coding region: 338-892 (184 amino acids)
Biological process (GO): mitochondrial respiratory chain complex I assembly; response to oxidative stress
Cellular component (GO): membrane
Source: RefSeq, a predicted model, not a curated record